Molecule: messenger RNA, 2242 nt
Organism: Felis catus (domestic cat)
Lineage: Eukaryota; Metazoa; Chordata; Mammalia; Carnivora; Felidae
Gene: MAPK15
Product: mitogen-activated protein kinase 15
Exons: 11
Coding region: 64-2040 (658 amino acids)
Biological process (GO): protein phosphorylation; intracellular signal transduction
Cellular component (GO): nucleus; cytoplasm
Molecular function (GO): ATP binding; MAP kinase activity
Source: RefSeq, a predicted model, not a curated record
CAACCGGUUCAACAGUUUCUGCGCUGCCGGCGUCUGGAGGCCCCCGGGCGCCCACCUGUCGGCAUGUGCGCCGCGGAGGUGGACCAUCAAGUUGCCCAGAGAUACCUGCUCAAGCGGCGGCUGGGGAAGGGGGCCUACGGCAUUGUGUGGAAGGCAGUGGAUAGGAGGACUGGCGAAGUCGUGGCCAUCAAGAAAAUCUUCGAUGCCUUUAGGGAUAAGACGGACGCCCAGAGAACGUUCCGGGAAAUCAUGCUGCUCCAGCAACUUGGGGACCAUCCUAACAUCAUCCGCCUCCUGGACGUGAUCCGGGCGGAGAACGACAGGGACAUUUACCUGGUGUUUGAGUCUAUGGACACUGACCUGAACGCCGUCAUCUGCAAGGGCAGGCUGCUGAAGGACGUCCACAAGCGCUUCAUCAUGUACCAGCUCCUGCGGGCCACCAAGUUCAUCCACUCAGGAGGCGUCAUCCACCGGGACCAGAAGGUACACCCCUGGGGUGGACAUGUGGAGUCUGGGCUGCGUCCUGGGGGAGAUGCUUCGGGGGAGACCCCUGUUCCCAGGCACAUCUACACUCCACCAGCUGGAGCUGAUCCUGGAGACCAUCCCGCCUCCAUCCAAGGAGGACCUCCUGGCUCUCAGCUCAAGCUUCAGCGCCUCAGUCCUGCCCUGCCUGGGGUCCCGGUGAGCGGGGCUGCUGAGGAGCCUGGCUCGCACUGCUCAUGUAAAUUUGCUGGCCAGUCUGCCCACCCAGACCCGGGCCCUGGCCUUUGGAUGGCAGGCCCAAACCCAGCGAGUUGGAAUUUCCAGCACCACCCGGCUUGGCCUGGGGGCAUGGGCAGGCCCGCGGGAACUGCGCGGGGCAUGGAGAGCAAGGGACCAGAGGACGAGGCAGGGAGGGGUCGGCCAUCAGUGCCAUGCUGCCUGGGGCUGUCGCGUGGGGAGGGGAGAUGCAUGGAGGCAGUUAAGUGGCGCUGGGCGGAGGAUGGGGAGGGGCCCGCCCUGGAAAGGGGACAAUAUGCAGGCACCUACAGGCCACGGCAGACGCUGGACGCCCUCCUGCCGCCAGACACCCCCCCGGAGGCCCUGGAUCUCCUCAAGGGACUCCUGGUAUUUGCCCCCGGCAAGCGGCUUAGCGCAGCGCAGGCGCUGCGGCACCCCUACGUGCAGAGGUUCCACUGCCCCGCUCGCGAGCAGACCCUGGAUGCGGCCGUGCGGCUCCCGGUGCUGGAAGGGGUCCAGCUGUCAGCGCCUGAGUACCGCAGCCGCGUCUAUCAGAUGAUCCUGGAGCGCAGGGGCGGCGGCCCCGUCCCGAGAGGGAAGGGCCCGGGGGGCACGCCCCCGGGGACGGAGCCCAGCGCCCCCCGGGCCCAGGCGCGCCUGCGCUCACCCAGAGCCGUCCCUCAGCUGUCCCCGGGCUCGCCCUCGCAGAAGCCCGGUGCCGACGCCCAGAGCAGCCUGGGUCAGCAGUCCGCACACGACCCCACAGACGUUCCCUGCGGAGCCGAGAACCUUCCCCGGCCGGACGUGGCGCCCCUGCUCCAGCCCCCGCCCCCAGGGGGUCUCGGGAGGGCGGAAAGGCCCCCUGGGGUGACGGCACAGGCCCCCUCGGGCCACUCGUGGGUGAAGCCCAGCGUGAAGGGGGCGGCGCCCUCCCUGGCCUCUCAGGCCGCCGCCCGGGUGGCCGUCCAGGCCCUGAUCCGGAGCGACUGGAAUCUGGGCCGUGGGGUGAGGGCGAGCGGCGCGCGACGGGUGAGCCCGCCCGGCCCCCCGACCGCUCCCCCAGCCCCCCGGCCCCGCCCCCUCGCGCGGCCCCCAGACUGUGUGCGGGUCCCUCGCGGGCUUCCUGCGGAUGCGCGGCCCGAGCCCCGGCCGGGCCGGAGGAUGUUCGGCGCCUCGGCCUGGCAGGGGGCGCAGGGGGCCUCGAGGGCCGCGCUCGGGGGCUAUUCUCAAGCCUACGGUACCGUCUGCCAUUCGGCGCUGGGCCGCCUGCUCCUGCUCCCGGGCCCCGCGCGUAAGCCGCCCUGCCAGCCCGAGACCUAGUUCCUGUGCUCAGCCCGCGUCCCUCGCCCAGCCCUGGAUCUGCCCCCGAGUGCCCGUGCUACCCACCCCCUCCUACCCGCUCCCCCUUUUGCCUGUCCACACCCUUGAGUUCCAGGGAGCUUGUCCAGCCGUCUCUGGGGGAGUGGGAGAGGUCCCCACCCACCCCCAGCCACUUCCUCCAAUAAAGUCGUGUUUGGCCACA